Molecule: messenger RNA, 384 nt
Organism: Mangifera indica (mango)
Lineage: Eukaryota; Viridiplantae; Streptophyta; Magnoliopsida; Sapindales; Anacardiaceae
Product: glutaredoxin-C9-like
Exons: 1
Coding region: 1-384 (127 amino acids)
Source: RefSeq, a predicted model, not a curated record
AUGGAGGUAGCAAAUACAAGCAAGUCCGCAAUGCCAAUGUCCAAAAUCAACACAGAAGAAAGCACGUACGAGAUUGUGAGUGAACUCGCGUCCAGUAACGCGGUGGUGUUGUUCAGUAUCAGCGGCUGCUGCAUGUGCACGGUGGCGAAACGUCUUCUCUUUGGCCUAGGGGUUGGCCCGACUAUUGUGGAGCUGGAUCACCACGCAGCCGGGCAAGACAUUGAGAGUCUUCUUUUUGAGCUGGCGUCAGACGGCCAGCAUAAGCCUGUCCCAGCCGUCUUUGUCGGUGGAAAGUUCCUAGGCGGGAUCGAAACUCUCAUGGCUUGUCACAUCAAUGGAACUUUGGUCCCACUUCUCAAAGACGCUGGUGCGCUUUGGCUUUGA